Messenger RNA from Stereum hirsutum FP-91666 SS1, 3495 nucleotides. Its product is annotated as DUF663-domain-containing protein. Gene Ontology annotation, cellular component: nucleus; 90S preribosome. Gene Ontology annotation, biological process: maturation of SSU-rRNA from tricistronic rRNA transcript (SSU-rRNA, 5.8S rRNA, LSU-rRNA); endonucleolytic cleavage of tricistronic rRNA transcript (SSU-rRNA, 5.8S rRNA, LSU-rRNA); ribosome biogenesis. Bases 1 to 3495 code for a protein of 1164 amino acids. The transcript has 5 exons. The record is from RefSeq and is a predicted model, not a curated record. Gene Ontology annotation, molecular function: GTPase activity; U3 snoRNA binding; GTP binding. NCBI's taxonomy places the organism in Eukaryota, Fungi, Basidiomycota, Agaricomycetes, Russulales, Stereaceae.
AUGGAGGACACACCACACAAAGCUCAUCGACCAGCACAAUCAGGGGCCAAGGCCGACAAGAAAGGCAAGGCAAAGGAGAAGCAGCACGGAUUCAACGAGAAGGCUUUUGCCCCGAAGUCGGGUAGACGGGCUGACCGUCAGGGCAGGCGUGCAGCUGAGAAGGAUCAAACUCGUCUACAUGUCCCUCUGGUUGACAGGACUCCGGACGACCAACCUCCUCCAAUCAUAGUCGCCGUUGUUGGUCCUCCCGGAGUCGGUAAAAGCACUCUCGUCAGGAGUCUCGUCCGCAGGUAUACCAAACAGUCCCUGAACGAGAUUCGUGGACCAGUCACUGUCGUCAGUGGUAAGAGGCGAAGGCUGACAUUCAUCGAAUGCAACAAUGACCUCAACUCCAUGAUUGACAUUGGCAAGGUCGCUGACCUUGUCCUCCUCAUGAUUGACGGUUCCUAUGGCUUCGAAAUGGAAACAUUUGAGUUCCUCAAUAUUCUACAAGCCCAUGGUUUUCCCAAAGUCAUUGGCGUCCUCACCCACUUGGACCUGAUCAAGAAGGCUGCUAUUCUCCGGGAUACCAAAAAGGCACUCAAGAAGCGCUUUUGGACAGAGAUCUAUCAGGGCGCAAAACUUUUCUAUCUCUCCGGCAUUCUCAACGGACGUUACCCCGACACCGAGAUCCUGAACCUAUCCCGCUUCAUUUCCGUCAUGAAAUUCCGCCCACUCGUCUUUCGCAACUCUCAUCCUUACCUCCUUGCCGACCGCUUCGAAGACCUAACCCCACGAGAAGAAAUUCGUUCGUCUAAGGGGAAGUGUGACCGGACGGUGACUGCGUACGGCUAUCUCAGGGGAACAAAUUUGCGAGAUGGGACAAUGGUUCACAUUCCGGGUGUUGGAGAUCUGCAGAUAAAUGGUGUCACUGUGUUGGCAGAUCCGUGUCCGUUCCCAGACGCGGAUUCGGAGAAGAGGCGCAAAUUGAGCGAGAAGAAGAAACUUCUGAUUCAUGCUCCCAUGAGCGAUGUUGGUGGAGUCAUAUACGACAAAGAUGCGGUGUGGGUUAACGUGCCCGGCAGCUUCUCCCGCGGGAAUGCGGAUGUUCCGCAGGGUGAGGGAGAACAGAUGGUCAUGGAUCUUCAAGACAUGGACGAGACCCUGGAAGACGUCGUCGCCCGCAGCCAGAUACGACUGCUUGGAUCAUCAUCAAGAAACUUAGUCGUCGACCCGUCCUCAAGCCGCUCUGUCGACGAUCGUGUGGAACCCGAGUUCGCGGAUUAUGAGGAGGACGAGGAUAGCGAGGACGAGGAGUCGGGGAGUGGUUACGAAGAUAUCACCGACGGCGAAGAAGUUAACGACGGUGCGGAGAACGACUCACAGGUAUUCCACGGUGGAAGGACGUCUCAACGGACGGGACAUCGUCCUGUCGAUCGGUUGAACAAGGUCGGUGCGCGGGACGUCGUCGAAUACGCGGACAGUGACUCGGACAUGGGCGGAGAUGACGAAGACGGUCAGGCUGUAGGCAGAGAAGUGAUGGAUUCUGAAGACGAUGAGGGCGGAGCUGAGGAUGGAAAUGAGUCUGGUGAUGGCGAGGGUCAGGAAACAGGCGAGGCGGACGUCCCGCGGUGGAAGGCCAACAUGGUGGGCAAGGCGGUCGCCUCGUUUGAGCUUGCUCUUCGUGCGCGACGGAAGGAGGAUUGGACAAAGCUAAUCUAUUCCAGCGAGCUCGCUCCUUCGCAGAUUCUACGAAAUCGCGCAGAAACCGAGGAGGAGAAACCGAACGGCAUGGAUACCGAGGAGAACGAAGACGAAUUCUUCAAAGUUAAAACGGAGCGCGGUGAUCUUGACCUAGACGUGACCUCUCUCGACAUGUCGAAACCCCUACCUCCGACGGAUAUCUCAACGGAGUGGGAUGAUGAAAUGCUCGACUCGAUACGGAGUCUUUUCAUCACUGGUGAUGGGAAUGGCGAUGGCGAUGACGACGGCGCAGGUGACGGUGAGGGACGGGAUCCAACGCAAGACGAUUAUGAGGAUGCAGAGGGGGGAAGCGAUUAUGAGGAUUUAGAGGGCGGUCAAGGGGCAGAGGAUAGUCGCCCGGUGAAGGACCUGGGGGAGACUCGUGCUGCAGCUCUCUUCGCCAAGAAAGAGGCUUUGAAGCGCAAGUUCGACGAGCAAUACGACGAUCCAGAAGCAUCAAAGCAGGACUUCUACGAUGAGAAAAAGGACGAAAUUUCCCGCCAACAGUCGCUCAAUCGCGCCGAGUUCGAAGGUGUCGAUCUGGAAACUCGAGCUCUCGUGGAAGGCCAUCGGCCAGGAUCAUAUGUUCGCAUCGAGUUCAAAGACGUCCCUUGCGAAAUGGUAGAGCACUUCGAUCCCCAUCGGCCACUCAUUGUUGGUGGUCUUCUCCCUGCAGAGGAACGGUUUGGUUUUGUCCAAGUCCGUAUCAAACGACAUCGAUGGCACGCACGCACUCUCAAGUCCAACGAUCCCCUCGUUUUCAGUCUCGGUUGGAGACGAUUCCAGACGGUCCCGAUAUACUCUCUCGACGACCAUUCCAUCCGCAUGCGUAUGCUCAAAUACACACCAGAACAUAUGCAUUGCUACGCUACGUUUUACGGCCCGGUCGCGCUUCCCAACACCGGCUUCUGCGCUUUCAACUCGCUGAGUGCUGACACUGCAGCCUUCCGCAUAUCGGCGACAGGCGUAGUGCUGGAUAUCGACCGGUCGACACAGAUCGUCAAGAAACUUAAGUUGACGGGCGUACCUUUCAAAAUCUUCAAGAACACGGCUUUCGUAAAGGACAUGUUCACCACUGCUCUCGAGGUGGCAAAGUUCGAAGGCGCAAACAUCAGGACCGUGUCUGGGAUCAGAGGCCAAGUCAAGAAAGCGCUCCCGAAGCCAGAUGGUGCAUUUAGGGCGACAUUUGAAGAUAAAGUACUUAUGAGCGAUCUCAUAUUUUUGCGUGCGUGGUACUCUAUCCAGCCUCGCAAGUUCUAUAAUCCCGUCACUUCUCUGCUGUUAUCGAACGGCGUUCACUGGGCUGGUAUGCGUCUUACCGGUCAAGUACGGCGCGAGCAAGGCUUCUCCGCACCCCAGUCCACAAAUUCGAUCUACAAACCUGUCGAGCGACCCGCCCGCAAAUUCAAUACUCUCAAAAUUCCUCGCAAGCUGCAGGCAUCUUUACCAUAUGCAUCCAAGCCGAAACUGAUGAAGCCGCAGAGUCAUCAGACCUAUCUGCAGAAGCGAGCGGUCGUGCUCGAGCCGGAGGAGAAGAAAGCAUUGGCAGUCAUGCAACAGAUUCGGGCUAUCAGGAAGGACCAGGUAAUCAGACGGCGAGAGAAGCAAGAUGCGAGGAAGGAUGUAAAGAGAGUGAAGAUGGCGAAGGAAGAGGCGAAGAAAACGGAGAAGAAAAAGGACGAGCGCAAAGAGGCUAUGCGUAUGGCAGGAAUAAAGAGCAAAAGAGAGGCCGACAGAGAGGUGGGAGGAGCACGGAAACGGCGUAAAACUUGA